AAUGCACAAUUGACGCAUUACCACCACUUCGCCCACCGACCAGGACACGACAGUACACUCCUGCUGCUUAUAGGACCAACAUCAGCAUGAAGACUGUGGUAGCAUUGACGCUUCUCAGCCUUGUCUGUGUGGAAGGAUGGCUCUUUAGUGAGGAUGCUGAGUGGAACGACCUCAAAGUGACAUGGGGUUUGAACCAGGUGUUCAGCUCGACCGUGUUCGACUCCCUCCCCCGUACGGAGAGUGACGCCCUGGCGGAGGGGUGGGUCGACUUCAGCCAUGGCGCAAGUUGCGACGGAGAUUUUUACCGCGGGUCCCGCUACAUCAAGGACAACGACCCCGCGGUCAUGCUGCUGUUCGACAAGAACGGCUACAUCGCUGGUAUCCAGAUGGGGGCCCGCAAAAACGAACUCUCUGCCAACAUUCCCGCUCCCCAAAUCAUGAACAUGUGGAACGACGAUGGUGACAUGUUGGUGAUCACCGCCUACUUCAUAGACCCAGCAUCUGUCUGCACCGGCCGUUCGGACGCAACCUUCACCCUGGAGGGUACCGGCGUGGGUCUGUACCUGCAGACCGGUACCAACCCUGAGACCGACUACGAGCUGAUCCCCAGGGACGAGGAUAAUCUGGCCACGACCCUCUGGACCAAGGGCGGCUGCUUCUACACCAUGGGCCAGCACUACUGGUACGACACUUCCGCCGACAUGGACUGUGAAGACUUCUUCCCUGUCUUCCUGCUGUACAACUCCGGCAGGCUGAACGGAUUCGGCUGGAACAUCAAUGCCGACCUGACCAGCAACCGCUACGAGAAGCCAGCUGUAGAUUCACUGAGUAUGUUCUUCCAGGACACCCCAGCCUGUUUCGUACAGCACGCCCAGCGUGGACUGACCACCCAGCACAUCUACCUGGACGAUUCCCCCAGCUUCAACUUCUGUUAGACACAACAGAUAUCUGAAGUCCUGCGGCGUAUCACGUCUACAACACAUCUGUCUGGGCUGCACACAAGCAUGAAUUCCGUUAUUAGUCAUAAUUUUU
Branchiostoma floridae (Florida lancelet) is the source of this 1032-nucleotide messenger RNA. RefSeq lists its product as uncharacterized. Bases 87 to 935 code for a protein of 282 amino acids. The record is from RefSeq and is a predicted model, not a curated record. NCBI's taxonomy places the organism in Eukaryota, Metazoa, Chordata, Leptocardii, Amphioxiformes, Branchiostomatidae. The transcript has 8 exons.